CUCUGGUUUUUCUUGUCGGCCUGCUCUUGUCUGUAACUUCUGAGGAACGCUGUCGUGCAUCAUCUCUGCUCUCGUCACUAGUGAUCUGUAGAGCAAAAUUCUUGUAGUGAAACCACAGACGUCAACCACAUUUGAUGACAAGGACUUUAGAAGAAACUCGGAGGACAAACAUGAGGAAUAAUUAGAAUUUUGUGUGUUCAAUCUUUUUUUUUUCUCAGGAUUAUGGAGGAGCGGAAGGAGUAUAACAACAAAACAUGUUUGAGAAGAAGCAGCGUGCACAGAGAGCGAGUCCUAACAGAGGAAGUUAAACUUUAGGAUGAAUACAACUUACUAUGUUCAGCAAGAAAUUGCAAUGAAGAUACAUGAAAAAGGCUGGAAUGUGAAUCAAGAGGGAAACAACCAUUACAGGAGUAAAGGUUGGGCAAAGGAGUGACAUGACUGUUUUUUAACUGUCAUAGUGUUUGAGCAAAACAUGACAUAACUCUGUGUGGAUCCGUCUUUUGGUGGAAUUUACUGCAGUGCCUUCACAAAUAUGUUGACAUUUGACCUCUGGAUUUGACGAAGCAUAUUUAUUCCUAAAUGUCUCAUAAUCCAAAAGACAACCAGGCCUUGCUGCAGUCUAUGCUGCAGAGACUGAAACUACAGCCGGGAAGAGACGGUCAGGCGUUCUCGGAGACACCUGCACCUGUAACAGUCUCGUCCACAUGGGGGCAAGGUGGAGGGGGAGGAGGGCCCGACCUCAAGAAUAUGAACAACUGCUCUGUAAACGGCUUCCAGCCUGCUGCCGACAAAGGGCCCGAAGGACAGCAACCGAGUCACUGUGAGGUGGACGGGGGUGUCUCUUCCUUUCCCUCCCAAAAGGGGGAAAACACUGAUGAGGACGCGGGUGAGAAAAGGGUGUUGGGUUCAACCGUGUUGCCUGAUAUCACCUCGACAGGAAGGGAGCAUCAGGUUCCCGUCAGAUCGGAUGCAGAUGUCUCAUCCUUUGCAGGUUCUGCGAUAGGACACACUCGCGGUGAUGAGGAUGCCGUGAAAAGCGCCGGGCCCGUUCACGAGCAGAACCAGGGUUUUACUCCCAAACUCUAUGCGUGGUCCUCGAAGUCCACAAAUGCAAGUGCAGACGCGGGAGGUGAUGCGAGUAAAGUGGCAAAUGGAGAUGUAGAGGAAAGUAAAGACGUGAGCAGCCCGAUAACGAAUAACAGCAGCCUGAGGAGAAAACAGCGAGCGUCUGAGAACAAAACCAGGAGGUGGACACAGAAGAUCAAGGAAAGAUGGAGGGACAAGCAUGGGAGUUUCAGAAAAAAGGAAAAAGAGGAAGGUGGCAGAAUGGCUCAGAAGAGUGAGCAGGCGUCACCUCAAUAUGAGCUGCUAACUGGUGGUACUAUGAUCACACCAGCACCUAAGGAGGAAGAAUUGACCCCUCCUCCACUACAUAACAGCGAUCCCAGUAAACCCCCCCCUGCGCCCACGGAGAGCAGCAGUGCUGACGGACACCCCAGUGACUUUGAAUUUGGUCUGGGGUCGUUCAGUCUGCUUGAGGAGAUCACCAUGGGUCAAGAGUGGGCUAAGUUCCUGAACCCUAACCUCUCAGCCACAUCAGUCCAUCAGAGCCCAUCAGAGGAUCCACUGGGCCAGUACAAAGUCUCACCUAGUUCAUACAGCGGCGUUCAGCCGUGUGCGAUAGCAAGCCAGCAGGGAGGAGAAAGCAACCAGUGGAGCUUCUGGCGUACCAAGGCCACACCAGGUUUAAAUCUGGGCCCGGUUCAGGACUCACCUGAUGGUCCCCUACCUGUCAGCAUGGAGGUUUCAGAGAGCAAACAAGAGUCUGUUCCCAGACGGGCAGAUCUGACAGAGCCAAUGGACGAUGGUUGGAUGCAGCCUGUGGACAGAGGCUUGGGACGGCAGCAUAGGCCGCAGUCCUUUGUACAGACUGCAGGUAUUCUGGACAGCAGCCGAGCCCAACUCAACAGGAAGAGACCGCAUCAGUCAGGCGAGAGGCUUCAAAUAGACAGAGACACACGCCGAGAGAGGUCUAUAUCCGCACCAAGCGCAAUCAGCUGCCAGGAGAUGGGUGAACCAGAAGGGACUCAGCAUCAUAAUUCCCUAUACACGCCACAAUCACCCACUCCCUGUUCUCCAUCUGCCCUUGUGCCCCGGGGUGUCCUGAAACACUCAGUAUCCCAGGAUUCAGAGGCCUCAAUGGAAACUAUGUCGAAAAGGAGGCGAGUUGAGGAGAACCGGCGUGUUCGUUUUUCAGAGGAUGUGGUGGCCAUAGAACCUCCAGAUAUAGAUCUGGAGGCUUUCGACUCAGCAGAUGAGUCCGGAGGGGAGGAGGACUCUGUGAUAGAGCAGGAGUGUGAGGUGGAGCAGUCGCCGGUUGAGGUCGGGGCACCAGUGCGUCGGCACGCACUCCCGGCCUGGAUACUGGCCCUGAAGAGGAGGAAGAACCGAUAGACUUUAACACUGACUCAUCUCCCUGAAAUAAGGGCAGCAGCAAAAGAGACUAAAAACAAAACAAGCGACUAGGACACAAGGACACAUUUUUAAUCAAUACCAGUUUUUAUUAUUCAUGCUCUCCUCUAUGUCCUGACUGGAUUUUACCUCCAGUGGUCAUUCAGCUGUAUAAUCGUUAAGUUGAUUUGGUUACUGGAAUAAAUAAUCUUCUUCUUAUAGGUAUUUUUAAAAUUGA
Molecule: messenger RNA, 2689 nt
Organism: Betta splendens (Siamese fighting fish)
Lineage: Eukaryota; Metazoa; Chordata; Actinopteri; Anabantiformes; Osphronemidae
Exons: 6
Coding region: 580-2454 (624 amino acids)
Source: RefSeq, a predicted model, not a curated record